Leptosia nina is the source of this 1629-nucleotide messenger RNA. Lineage: Eukaryota; Metazoa; Arthropoda; Insecta; Lepidoptera; Pieridae. The record is from the annotation of a GenBank genome assembly.
AUGGAGUCCGCCGUGGACUCAGCGUCGACCGCGAGUGAGGUGAGCGGCUCUUCCGGGGGCUCGCCGAGGGUGAAGGCCGCUUCUCCGGCGCGCGCGGUCAGCCCGCCGCAGCUCUUGCAGCACAGGAUGCCGCUGCCGCCGCCGGGGCUCGGCCUCCUGGGCUCGCUGCAGAUGAUGCACCACUCGCCGCUCGAGCUGAUGGCGGCCGCGCACCACCACGGGCCUCCGCGGUACGGCAGCCCGCCGCCCAUCUCCACCUCGGAUCCGUCGGCCAACGAAUGCAAGCUGGUCGACUACCGCGGCCAGAAGGUCGCCGCGUUCAUUAUUCAGGGCGACACCAUGUUAUGCUUGCCGCAGGCGUUCGAACUGUUUUUGAAGCACUUGGUGGGAGGCCUACACACUGUGUACACGAAGUUGAAGAGACUGGACAUAGUGCCGCUGGUGUGCAAUGUGGAACAGGUGCGAAUCCUUCGGGGCCUCGGCGCCAUCCAGCCGGGCGUCAACCGCUGCAAGCUGCUGUCCUGCAAGGACUUCGACGUGCUCUACAGAGACUGCACCACGGCAAGGUGCCUGUCAAUGAAAGCGCCAGACAGCUCCAGACCGGGUCGACCACCGAAACGAGCCUCCGGAGUUGGUCUCUCGCUUGCCGCAUCGCCGUUCCCGGGGCAUCCCUUCAAGAAACAUCGCCUCGAGAACGGAGACUACUCGCCGUAUGAAAACGGACAUAUGAGUGAAAUGGCCCGAAUGGAGAAGUCUCCGCUGCUUGCGAAUGGUUACAACGCGCCCCCCACUCACUUGGGGCCCAUGGGCUUUAUGCACCAACACGCUCUAAUGUCACCCGGUAUGCCACAUCACGGAGUACCCCGGCCUGACGGCUCCAUCAUCAAGGGACAGCCGAUGCACAACAUGGAAGCACUCGCGAGAUCUGGUAUAUGGGAGAAUUGUAGAGCCGCUUACGAGGACAUCGUUAAACAUCUCGAAAGGUUACGCGAUGAGAGAGGCGACAUUGAACGCGUCAUAGCGAUGGAUAAAGCUCGCGAAGGUUCACAUAAUGGUUCUUCACCUGGCCACAGUCCUGUGCUCAACCUAUCAAAGUCGGGCUCCGGAGACCGCGACAGAUCUGACCGUGAAAGGGAUCGCGGUGAAAGGGGCGAAGGCUCGGCCAGUGGGCGAAGUUCUGCAGCGUCACGCCGGACGCCGCAGCCACCUCGGCUACCUUCGGCUGCCACAGCGCCAUCUCCAAGAUCACACACCGAUGAGAGUGAUGCUGCACUUUCUGACCAAGACGACCAUAAUGUUAAGGACGAGGAUGAAGGUGGUGAUCUAAGCGAUGGAGAACGAGACCUUCAAUCUUCCAACUCCCCAGCGCCAGUGAGCUAUGCCCCACAAUCCGGAUCGCCGCCCUCCGUUCCAGUUGACCCGACAGCGGACACCCUGGUGUCUUCAACCGAGACACUCCUGAGGAAUAUCCAAGGGCUCCUCAAAGUCGCCGCUGACAACGCCCGCCAACAGGAAAGACAGAUUAGUUACGAAAAAGCUGAAUUGAAGAUGGAUGUGCUGAGGGAGCGAGAGGUCAAAGACAAUCUCGAGAGACAACUACUUGAUGAGCAGAAAAUGAGAGGUACGUAA